AUGAACGCCAAUGCGGAUGUGCAUCUCAGUCGUCAGAUCUACCAUUGGCCCGCAAAGUCCCCGAUCGGGGAUUUCCCCAGUGCGCUGCACUCGGCCGGAUCGAUCUCAACUCCCAGCGACAGAUUGCCGGCCAAUCAGGUGGAUGGGAGUUCUGACUUUGCAGGCGGACUUGGAUCCAAGCGGGGCGUUCCGUCGGAUGCGACAAAGCCCGAACCAACGCCGGCGCCCGGGAACACUCACCACCACUUCCAUCGCUAUACAUUUACUGGGACAGUGCAUCGCUUGCAUGGAGUUGGGGUCAACAUCCGCGAGAUUGCGAUGACGCUCAUUGGUCAGUCCGUCCAAGGUUGGAAGCCAUAA
This is a messenger RNA of Penicillium oxalicum, 360 nucleotides long. RefSeq lists its product as uncharacterized. Lineage: Eukaryota; Fungi; Ascomycota; Eurotiomycetes; Eurotiales; Aspergillaceae. The record is from RefSeq and is a predicted model, not a curated record. The coding region runs from base 1 to 360 and encodes 119 amino acids. The transcript has a single exon.